This is a messenger RNA of Kalmanozyma brasiliensis GHG001, 1305 nucleotides long. RefSeq names its product Protein phosphatase 2C (PP2C)-like domain protein. Lineage: Eukaryota; Fungi; Basidiomycota; Ustilaginomycetes; Ustilaginales. The record is from RefSeq and is a predicted model, not a curated record. The transcript has a single exon. The coding region runs from base 1 to 1305 and encodes 434 amino acids.
AUGCUGCCAACAGGAGCUGCUGCACCAUUGCGCUUGGCCGGUCGAGGCGCCAGAUCUCUCCCCUCGAACCUCUCCAAAUGCGCUUCUACAGCAAGAGCAGCGUCGCGGACGAGGCAGAUCAGCACUGCGGUGCUCUCGCCAGCGGGUUGCUGCCGCCGCGCAUACCCAGUCUCUUCGUCCUCAGCAGUCAAACUUGGCCCCAGCACAUCCAGACACUUCACAUCGGCAUCAACUCGGUCAUCGCAACAGCCAUUCCAGUUUCUCACGGCGUACGCAUUCCAGGGCAAGCCUCGUCGCUCCGAGGACCUCUCACAGGAAGGUGACCCGUCAGCGUCUGCAUCUGCCACCGAAGAAGACGGUCAAUCGUCAGCAGCAUCUGACGCGAGUUCACGGAAGAAGGAGAUCGGCUUCCCUGCCGACAGCGAGAUCGGUCGGUGGAGGGACGAGCUAUUGGGGGGUGGUGAGGCAGGGGAAGACUCGUUGAUGUGCACGUCCAUGGGUAAGGCAGGCGACAUGGCGAUAGGUGUAGCAGAUGGAGUAGGUGGAUGGACCGAGAACGGCAUCGACCCCUCUCUCUUCUCCCAAGCGCUCAUGUUCUACGCCUCCAGGUCAGCAGCACAAGCUUCAGCAGAGCCCGACUCGGGGAUCGCACCCAACCGCAUCCUCGCCGAAUCAUUCGAGCAAGUCCUCAAGGAGCCUCUUGUAGUCGCCGGCAGUGCAACCGCAUGCAUCCUCACGCUCGACUCGACCACUGGUAAGCUCCAAUCCGCCAACCUCGGCGACUCUGGCUUCGUCAUCCUUCGUCAGGGCACGGGCAAGCAGGGCGUAUUUCACGCCAGCCCACCUCAACAGCUUGGCUUCAACACCCCCUUGCAGCUCGCCAAGCUGCCCAAAGAAUGGGCCCAGGAAGGCUCGAUCGCCAACACGCCCAAGGACGCGGCUGCGUGGGACUGCACGCUCCAGCACGGCGAUCUCAUCAUUGUCGGCACCGAUGGGUUGUUCGACAACGUAGACGCCAAGAACGAGAUCCCGCAAUUCGCCAAGUUCAUCAAGGAGAAGCAUCACGCUUCGUACACGGCGAGACACGCUGGCGCGGAUAAGGCGGAUAAGCAGGACAGUCUGGAAGAGGAUAGGGAGUUUGUCCAGGUGUUGGCGACGAAUCUGGUAGAGUACGCAAAGAUCUGCCAGAACUCGACCACCAAGCAGAGCCCUUUCGAGAGGGAAGCGGCCAGGUAUGGGAUUCAUUUUCCCGGAGGAAAGAUCGAUGAUGUUGCGCUGGUGUGCUGUCUUGUCAUUGAGCGCUAG